CGCGAGACCAUGAACGUUCUUCCCAGCAGACCUCGCGGUAGAGACGUCACUGGCGUCCUUCAGCGCAAACGGAACAUGGCAUCCGCCACCCGCUUCAUCCAGCGGCUGCGGAACUGGGCGUCCGGGCACGAUUUGCAGGCGAAGUUGCAGCUGCGCUACCAGGAGAUCUCCAAGCGAACUCAGCCUCCUCCCAAGCUCCCUGUGGGCCCCAGCCACAAGCUCUCCAGCAACCACUACUGCACUCGCGAUGGCCGCCGGGAAGCUAUGCCGCCCUCAAUCAUCAUGUCCUCACAGAAGGUAUUGGCGUCAGGCAAGCCUGCAGAGAGCUCAGCUGCAGCGGCCACUGAGAAGAAGGCUGUGUCGCCAGCUCCUCCCAUGAAGAGGUGGGAGCUGUCCAAGGACCAGCCUUACCUGUAACUCUGCACCUGGGGGCACCUGGCCCGACCCUCAAGGCCCCCUGAGUGCUUCCCCUCCUUGUAUUCUUUCCGGGGAGAACACGACCUAAUUUAUGACAAAUACA
This is a messenger RNA of Ailuropoda melanoleuca (giant panda), 520 nucleotides long. It is a transcript of the gene NDUFA7, whose product is annotated as NADH:ubiquinone oxidoreductase subunit A7. Gene Ontology annotation, biological process: ATP synthesis coupled electron transport; mitochondrial electron transport, NADH to ubiquinone. Gene Ontology annotation, cellular component: respiratory chain complex I; mitochondrial inner membrane. The record is from RefSeq and is a predicted model, not a curated record. Lineage: Eukaryota; Metazoa; Chordata; Mammalia; Carnivora; Ursidae. Bases 10 to 417 code for a protein of 135 amino acids. The transcript is spliced from 4 exons.